This is a messenger RNA of Haemonchus placei, 204 nucleotides long. The record is from the annotation of a GenBank genome assembly. Lineage: Eukaryota; Metazoa; Nematoda; Chromadorea; Rhabditida; Trichostrongylidae.
AUGUAUGUCUGCCUUUUUACAGUCCUUAUACUCUCACAUUUCCGUGCAGAGGUUGCUGCUAGUGGCGGUAAUCACACGAUAGCAAAAAGGCAAUCGAAAUAUAUUUGUGGUACGGAGCCAUACCGUUUUUUCUCGGACGUGCGUGAGUAUUUCAUGAUUUCAUUUUGGUUCUUUUCACUGUUCAUCCCUGUGACUAGCUUCUAA